AUGUCAUCAUUAUUAUUCAGACAAACACGUUGUAUUGUAUCGCGUCAUAUAAGCAUAAGGCCAUUAUCCCAAAGUGUUCAAAGGCCAUUCAUCAGUAACUUUUUUGGUUCAAAACAAUUGAAACAGAGAGAAGAUAUAAUUCAGAAUCAAGAUAACUAUGAAACAGACCAAGACUCAAAAAUUGUGAUAUUGGAUGAAGAAAAUUCUCCUGAAUUCAAGCCAUUUAUUGCCAGUGAAGAGAUGCCAGAUUUCCAAGUUUCACAAUGGAAAAACCAAAUUGUGAGAAAUAAAGAUAUCGAGAAUACUUACUCACCUGAAUUAUUACAAAACGUCAUCAACAAGACAUAUCAAGAAGUAAACGGUAUAGAAUUAAAUGGUGAUUAUUCAUCAAUUAGUUUGAAUGACUUGGAAUUUAGAUUUAAAUUUUCUAAGCUUUUACAGCAGAACUUAGGGUUUGAUAUCAAUGACUACGUCUUGACCAAAUCGCAUACUUUAGAUGCUUUAUAUAACGAAUUAUGUGAUUUAAUUUCCACGAGAUGGACCGAUGAAAGGAAUCCAAAUGCUAUUGUUCUUCGCCGUGAAGAUUUCACUGCUCCUAAUGUUUACUUAAAUGAAGAAUUAUCCAAAGAAGAACAAGAAACCGUAUAUAAUGAACUCCUCGAAAAGGCUAAGGAGGCUUCUCUUAACUAA
Messenger RNA from Debaryomyces tyrocola, 690 nucleotides. The record is from the annotation of a GenBank genome assembly. Lineage: Eukaryota; Fungi; Ascomycota; Pichiomycetes; Serinales; Debaryomycetaceae.